This is a messenger RNA of Microdochium trichocladiopsis, 1479 nucleotides long. RefSeq names its product major facilitator superfamily domain-containing protein. Gene Ontology annotation, biological process: transmembrane transport. Gene Ontology annotation, molecular function: transmembrane transporter activity. Gene Ontology annotation, cellular component: membrane. The record is from RefSeq and is a predicted model, not a curated record. Lineage: Eukaryota; Fungi; Ascomycota; Sordariomycetes; Xylariales; Microdochiaceae. Bases 1 to 1479 code for a protein of 492 amino acids. The transcript has 3 exons.
AUGGCGGAGGACAAGCACGCCGACUCCCUUGAGAAGGGCCAAUCGGGCACCAACUCUCCAAUCCCUGAUGACGCGCAACCAGGUGCCUACGAGGACCCCCUCGUUGCCAUCGGCGCGACCGCCGAAGAAGAGCGCGCCGUGCGCUGGAAGCAGGACAAGCGCAUCGUGCCGCUGUCGGCGGGCAUCUACUUCCUGUGCUACCUGGACCGGUCCAACAUUGGCAACGCCAAGAUCCUCAACUCUAGCACGGGCAACGAUCUGAUGACCGAGACCGGCAUGACGGCCUACCAGUACACGAUUGCGCUCAUGGUCUUCCUAGUUGCGUACGGGGUCUUCGAGGCACCCUCCAACAUCUUGCUGAAGAAGCUCCGCCCCUCCCGCUGGAUCGCGAUUUUAAUGUUCGCCUGGGGCGGGCUUACGAUAAGCUUAGGUGGAGUGCACAACUACGCCUCCGUGACUGCUGUCCGAUUCCUCCUCGGCGUCUUCGAGGCCGGCCUGUUCCCCGGGCUGGUGUACUAUCUCACUUUCUGGUACAAGACGGACGAGCGGAGCAUUCGCGUCGCCCUCAUUCUAGCAUCAGCUACGUUGGCAGGAGCCUUCGGAGGAGCCAUCGCCUACGGCGUCGGCCACAUGAACCAGGUCUCCGGCCUGUCCGCGUGGCGGUGGCUGUUCAUCCUGGAGGGCAUCCCGUCCUGCGUCUCCGCGGUAGCCGUCUGGUUCCUGCUGCCCGACUGGCCCGAGGACGCGCUGUGGCUGUCUGCUCGCGAGAGAGAGGUCGCCGUCGCCAGGUUGAGCCUCGAGGGGUCCAAGGGCCACCACAGCAGCAUGACGUGGCCCGAGGCCCGGGACACGCUGACCGACUGGCGCCUCUGGGGCCACUACGUCGUCUACUUUGGCAUCUCGGUGCCCUUCAGCUCGCUUUCGCUCUUCACGCCCUCCAUCACGGCCGGCCUGGGCUUCUCGGACCUGCGCGCCCAGCUCAUGACCGUCCCGCCCUACGCCGUCGCCUACGUCGUCCAGGUCCUCACCAGCUACUCGGCGGACCACUUCAACAUGCGCGCCCUGCACUCGGCGGCGCUCGCGGCCAUUGGCGCCGCCGGCUUCAUCGGCUCCGCGGCGCUGCCCGUCGACGCGUACGCCUCGCGCUACGGGUGCCUGAUCGUGGCGGCCAGCGGCGCCUUUGCCUGCAUCCCGCCGCUGCUGGGGUGGCUCUCGAGCAACACGUUCGGCACGGCCUCGGUGGGGCUCGCGAUCGCGCUCAACAUCGGGCUCGGCGGCGCCCCCGGCCAGAUUGUCGGGGUGUGGACCUACAAGGCCGACGAGGCGAAGCUGGGGUAUCCGACGGGCCACUGGACCAACGCGGCGCUGCUGCUUAUGGUGGCUGUCGGGUGUGUCAUGUUGAGGGUGUAUUAUGGCUGGAGGAACCGCAAGCUGAUCAGGGAGCAGGGGGCUGAGAGGGUGAGGUUGUACAAGUACUGA